UUGACGUUUCACGAUAUCGAAAGAAGAAAACUUGGGAUUGUGUAGACGUGACAACGCGGAAAGUCUUCUAACAACAGCCCCACGUUUAAAUAUUAAUUAAAAUGUCAGGUGUAGUAGAGAAUGGAUGUGAUGAAACGUAUAUGUACGACUCUGCUAUUUACAAUAAACUGGAUAAGACCAAGUUUAAAGCAGAGUAUAAAAAUGGAGUAACACCACUUAAUCCUGGAGAAAACUUUAUCAUACGCCCUCUCUGUAUAAGUGAUUAUGACAAAGGCUAUCUCAAUUUGCUCAAAGAACUUACUAUUGUUGGGGACCUGACCAAAGAACAGUUUAUAUCUCAGUUUAAUCGGAUGAAGUCUUGUGCCGACACGUAUUAUAUUACUGUUAUAGAGGAUGUGGUCAAAGGUCAGAUUAUAGGAACAGCCACAUUGGUGGUAGAAAGGAAAUUUAUACAUCAUGCUUCAGCUAGAGCAAGAGUUGAAGAUGUUGUUGUCAACAAUGAUUACAGAGGGCAGCAAAUUGGUAAAAUCCUAGUGGACCUGCUGGUGUGUCUGAGUGAAAUGCUGGGCUGCUACAAAGUUUCCCUGGAAUGUAAGGAUCACAAUGUCAACUUCUACACACUAUUUGGGUUUGAAAACCCUCCUGAGCAGAACUUUAUGCAGAUCAGGUUUUUUGAAUGAUUUAUGUAUGGUGAUGUAUUAGCUCUGAAUCUCAUUGACACUGAUCUAUAACUUGUGUCUUCAUUAUUUCUGAACAACUUUUAAUCUGAAGUUAGAAUCAAAGCUAUUUAUUGUUACAUUGAACAAGCCAUUGCAGCAUAUUGAUUGAUAAGUUUAGCAUUCUAUGUAAGUAAAUAAUUCCUUUCUCUCUCAGCCAUGAUGAUAUUGAUUUCAUGCUAAAUUUAUUUCUUACAUUAUAGUGUUUUGUAGCAAAUAUUUAUUGUAUGUGUAAACAAAGGUAUCUAAAAAUAAAAAAAGAUCUGAUGUCUUCUACCUCUUUUGAUUUCUCUAAAAUUCAAUUUACCAAACAAGAAAUCCAUUUAUUUGUGCAUUUUGUAUUGUAGAAAACAUGGUUUUGUCUAAAUUAAGUUUUUAUCACACAUUUUUGAACAAAUAAUUUUCCUGUUUUAAAUAGUUAAAACCAUUAAAUUGGUUGUUUACCACAGCAGUUUUUUUAAAGCAAUUGUUUUAAAUAUUAUAAUGUAAGAAUAUAGUUAGAAAUAGUUGAAUGAAAUAAAUGCCGUGAACUUUCAUAGAGAGUUAGCCUUUCAUUGUUAAACUAAAUCUUGUUAUAUUUAUAUUGUGAUAUAAGUGUCAUUGUUACGGAGUAUUUAACCUGUUGUGUCUAGGGUCACAAUAACAAAAUGAUUUUGUCAAGUGUUUAUAUCAAUCUAUGAAUACCAAAAUGUUUUUGUGUCAAUAUUAAUCUAUGAAUACCAAAAUGUUUUUGUGUCAAUAUCAAUCUAUGAAUACCAAAAUGUUUUUGUGUCAAUAUUAAUCUAUGAAUACCAAAAUGUUUUUGUGUCAAUAUUAAUCUAUGGUUCUUGGUGUGUAGCUUGGGAAUCUCAAUUCACUAUUAUUUUAUUUCUUUAUAAAGUCCUAUUUAUUGGUUAUAUUUUAUAAAUUUAUUUGAAUAUAAUUUUUGUCAAAUAUUUUAAUGUGACAUUUCUGGAGUGUAAUCAAUGUGAAAACUUUUGCUGUAUAUGAAGCUAUUUUAUAAUUUUAUUUGACUAAAAUUAAGCUUUAAGUAUACGUUUUUGUUUGUUUAGGUUUUAUAGUAUAGCUUAAAUUGGUAAAUUAAAAAAAAAAAGUCAAAUAAAUCAUUCCAAUAGAUCUUAAAGUCAAAUUAUCAUAAAAAUAUUUUCAGAAAAAUCUCUUUGCUUGAAAUUUUUAUUUUUAUUCCAGAUAUUCUUUGUUGAAUUAAUUAAACUUUUCACAUAAUUAAGUAUUAAGCUUUAUGUAUUUUCUUAUGAGUAAAAAUUGAACUUUCCACAUAAUUAAGUAUUAAGCUUAAUGUAUUUGCUUAUGAGUAAAAUGUAGCACUCCAAGAGUAAAUUAAUGUUACUAGCUGUGUAAACUUGGUUCUACCUUAAUUUUAGGAAAAUGUGAUGUGACGUGAAUCCAUGACAUGGUUGGAUGUGGAUAACUGUAGUGCUUGAGAUGACUAAUGGUUGUGAAUUGAAAUAAUGCUUGAGGUGACGGAUGGUUGUGAAUUGAUGGAAUGUUUGAGUGCCUCAUCACCAAAUGCAUUUUGAUGUUACACUAUAAAAUUAGCUUUUGACCCAGUGAAGUGUUUGUGCCUUACCAAAUAUUGGAAGUUAUGUUCAUGUAAACUAGACAGGUUAAAAAUGAGGGAGUAAAAUUGUCAUGUUUUCUGUAUUUUGUACACUUCCUCAUAGAUUUAAGAAACAUGCAUUUAUGUUAAAAAAAUAAUAUGCACUUUCAUUCAUACUACUUUACAACGAAAUUUGCUUUUAAAUUAAAAUGUUUGAAAUUACCUUUCAUUUUCUAUCAAAAUAAAUUUUUAAUUUAAAUACCCUCCAGAUGAUAAUUUGUAAACUAUUUUUUCUUGAUGUCAAAUGUGAUGUGUAAACUGAGAGAUGUACUCUUGUUUGUUUAUUAUUCUUUAGAAGUCUUUAUAAAAAUAGCCGGAUGUUAUUCAGGGCCAUUGUGUUAUUUGCUGUUGCUAAAAAACUUGAUUUGUUUAAUAGAUGCAAUUUUGAUGGUUUUUAUGAGCUAAAGAUGUUUUAAGGUAUUUUUGUGUCAUUAAAAUAAAUCUUUUUAAAAACUUAAAGAAAAGGGAGAAAAUACAUUUUAAUAUAUUAAUUUUGCACACAAUUUUGUACAAGUUUUUAAAUUGAAAAUCAAUUUUUAACUUAAAAAAUGUUAUUGGAUUAAAAUGACUAAUGAACUAUUCUGUUACUGUUACUUUUUUUUGUUUAAAAAAAGAUUUUUUUUACUUAGUCUUUGCAGUUUGAAGAUUCAAAUAUCUUGUUGCAAUAAGAUUUUGUUUGAGUUUGUAUGAUGGACAUUUCUAUACAGUUUAUUGUAAUAAUAUCAAUGAUACAUUAUAAUAGCAGAAUCAGGUUUUAUUCAGAUACAAGUAAAAUGUAAUAAAAAGGUGUGGAGAUGAGUAUUUCUAAUGGCUCUUUCAUUUUGUCAGGGAUUUAUUUCUGUUAGUAGUUGUUAGAACCGGCAAAACAAAUCCCUAAGACAUGACCAUCCACCAAGAAUUAGAUGAGAUCUAAUCUAUUGCUUAUUUUUUUUUUUUACUUUCUCUAGUGAAAGCUUUUGACCAAACCAAAAGAAUUUGAAUAUGAAAUAAUGAACUAAGUGAUUGAUUUUGAGAGCACUAAUUAUACUAUGUAGCAAGUUUAGACCAAAUGUUAUACACCCUUUUUAUAUAGGUUUGGCUGUAGCUGAAAACAGUGACUCAUUUUUUGUGGAGGGUCACAAAUAUGAUGUAGAGAGUCAUGUCAUACAACUUCCCCUACUGUUGUCUGUAGUUGCAAACAAAGGAAUCGUUUGUACAUGUUGUAUUGAAUAUAUUUGUGUGAUUUGUUUUUAAUUUUAUAAAACCAUCUAAACUUAUAGUUAACAAUUUAUGUUAAAAAUUACAUUAUCUCGUACGUAAUUCUAUGAACAUUUUAAACAACAAAUUACAUAAUUUAUAUUGCUAUUUCAAUAUAAUGUGUGAAAUAGUUUGUUAGGAGAAUAGUAGAUGGUGUUUGUUAAAUAAAAGAUUGAUGUUCAUGUUAAGAUAGUGUUGGUGUGUGGACAUGGUGUUAAAUAAAACAUUGAUGUUCAUGUUAAGAUGGUGUUGGUGUGUGGACAUGGUGUUAAAUAAAAGAUUGAUGUUCAUGUUAAGAUGGUGUUGGUGUGUGGACAGGGUGUAAAAUAAAACAUUGAUGUUCAUGUUAAGAUGGUGUUGGUGUGUGGACAUGGUGUUAAAUAAAACAUUGAUGUUCAUGUUAAGAUGGUGUUGGUGUGUGGACAGGGUGUAAAAUAAAACAUUGAUGUUCAUGUUAAGAUGGUGUUGGUGUGUGGACAGGGUGUAAAAUAAAACAUUGAUGUUCAUGUUAAGAUGGUGUUGGUGUGUGGACAGGGUGUAAAAUAAAAGAUUGAUGUGAGCUCCAACAUGUGUUUUAGGAAUAUUGAAUUGUAUUACACACAUUUUUGUUUUUAUCAUUUACCUCAAAUGUCGUGUGAAAAAACGUGUGAAACCCCUUUCUCUUUUUAACAUUCCCAAGUUUUUAAAAUUCUAAUGUGUCUAGAUCUAGUAAUAUUUUAUUUUAUUUUUUUAUUCUUGUAUAUUUAGUUACAUUUAUUUUAAAUAAGAAUCAGGGGAAGGUAUUAAUUUUCCACUUUUAUUUUAUCUUCCUAAGGGAAGUAAUUUUUUUUAAAAUGCUAUAUUUAUAAAUUAAAGUAUUUAUUGUUUUGUUUGAUUAUCAUAAAAUUAAAUUAUAAGAACAAGUGAUGAACACAUUGUCUGUCCAUAUUAUUGGUGAUGUAUGAUGUUGUAAAUAUGUUUUAGAUCUUACUACUUGAAUUGGCCCAAAACAUAAAUUGGAUCUAUUGUGUGGGGAAAUAAACAUUUUGAA
Molecule: messenger RNA, 4600 nt
Organism: Physella acuta
Lineage: Eukaryota; Metazoa; Mollusca; Gastropoda; Physidae
Product: glucosamine 6-phosphate N-acetyltransferase
Molecular function (GO): glucosamine 6-phosphate N-acetyltransferase activity
Source: RefSeq, a predicted model, not a curated record